AAGCGGGGAGAAGACCCCCAAAAAGGGGGAGAGGGUCCCCAAAACGGGAAGAGGGACCCCCGGAGGGGACGUUUGUCCCCAGGGGUGUCACAGCUGUCCCUGCUCCGUGUCCAGCCCCGCCUGGAGCUGGCCUGGGCCAUCAAGGCUCACCAGCACGCCCAGGUCUACUUCAACCUCAUCUCCUCCGUGGACCCCAAAUUCCUCAACCUGACCAAGGUGGACGACCGGAUUUACGAGGAAUUCCGCCGGAGCUUCCGGGACCUGCGCGUCGACCUGCUGGACCCCGAGGAGCUCAAAUCGGAGCCGGCCAAGGCGAAGUGGCGCCCGUUCUGUCUCCGCUUCGAGGGGGUGGUGGAGGAUUUCAACUACGGAACGCUGCUGCGCCUGGAUUCCCGCCGGGAAUACACCGAGGAAAACACCAUUUUCGGUGGGAAAAACAGCAUUUUCGGGGGGAAAAACAGCAUUUUCGGUGGGAAAAACAGCAUUUUCGGUGGGAAAAACAGCAUUUUUGGUGGGAAAAAC
This is a messenger RNA of Parus major (Great Tit), 522 nucleotides long. It is a transcript of the gene PBDC1, whose product is annotated as polysaccharide biosynthesis domain containing 1. Lineage: Eukaryota; Metazoa; Chordata; Aves; Passeriformes; Paridae. The transcript is spliced from 3 exons. The annotation marks the transcript as partial. The record is from RefSeq and is a predicted model, not a curated record. Gene Ontology annotation, cellular component: cytoplasm.